Messenger RNA from Camarhynchus parvulus, 1866 nucleotides. RefSeq names its product zinc finger DHHC-type containing 4 (gene ZDHHC4). Gene Ontology annotation, biological process: peptidyl-L-cysteine S-palmitoylation; protein targeting to membrane. Gene Ontology annotation, cellular component: Golgi apparatus; endoplasmic reticulum. The coding region runs from base 227 to 1258 and encodes 343 amino acids. The transcript is spliced from 7 exons. The record is from RefSeq and is a predicted model, not a curated record. Gene Ontology annotation, molecular function: protein-cysteine S-palmitoyltransferase activity. Lineage: Eukaryota; Metazoa; Chordata; Aves; Passeriformes; Thraupidae.
GCACAGCUCCUGCCAGGAGGGCACAGCCGGCUCCAGGGAACGGGGACAGGAGCACAGGGAACGGCCUCAGGGAAGCCCAGGGUAGAUAUUUGGGAGAAUUCCCCCAUGGAAAGGGUGCUCAGGGAUUGGAACCGCCCAGGGAGGGUUGGAGUCGCCGUCCCUGGAAGUGUCCCAGGAACUCCUGGAGGUGGCACUCAGAGCUCUGUGCUGGGGACAAGGGCUCGGGAUGGAUUUCCUGACGCUGUUCCUGCUGUACCUGUGCUCCGUGCUGGCCGUCGCUGCCCUGCUGUGCCUCUGCUCGGGAAGGCAGGAGAGCUUCCUCGCCAGGAGUGUCGCCAGGGCCAGCCAGGUGCUGUCACUGGUGAUCCCCAGCCAGCUGCAGAGGGUGGCACAGCGGGCACUGCACAGGCUCUUCCACACAAGGAGCUGUUUGUUUGUGGUCCUGCACGUAGCCCUGCAGGCUGCAGUGUUUGGGGAGUACACCUGGGAGGUGUUUGUGUACUGCUGGGAGCUGCAGUUCCCCCUGCUCCUGCUGCUGCUGCCCUACCUGCUGCUGGCUGCCAACCUGGGCUGCUUCCUGCUCUGCUCCCGGGCCGACCCUGGUACAGUGACGAAAUCCAACGCUGCAUCCCUGGCUAAGGUUUAUGCCUAUGAUGGGGUGUUGUUCCAGAGAGGCCUUGUGUGUCCCACGUGCACCCUGGAGAAACCAGCCAGGUCCAAGCACUGCAGCGUGUGCAGGACGUGUGUGCAUCGCUUCGACCACCACUGCGUGUGGGUGAACAACUGCAUCGGGGCGGGCAACGCGGGCGCGUUCCUGCUCUACCUGCUGUCCCUGACGGCCACCGCCGGCGCCGUGGCUGCUGUCACUGCUGCCCUCCUCAUCCACGUGCUGCUGCUCUCCAACGCCGUGCACGGCACCUACCUGGAUGCCCAGGGCCAGGAGCAGCCCGUGGGGAUCCCCCUGCUCGUCCAGCACCUUUUCUUGACUUUCCCCAGGAUUGUCUUCAUGCUGGGCUUUGUCAUCCUGCUCACCCUGAUCCUGGGGGGAUAUUGCUCCUUCAGUCUGUAUUUGGCCCUCACCAACCAGACCACCAACGAAUGGUGCAAAUCCCGAAGAUUUGGGAGCUCCCCCCAUCUCCCCUCGCAGCCUCAUGACAGACCCCUCGUCUACAAAAACAUCUAUUCCAAAGGGAUCUGGAGGAAUUUAAAGGAAAUCUUUAACCCUCCUACCGUGCUGGAAAGGAAGAAGAAAACAUGAAGAUAUUCUUGUUUCUCUGGGCGUUUUUAAAUGUUUUCUAAGACUUCAGUUCAGCAGUGGGCUUGGCUGCCCCAGGCAGAUUGUGGAACAAGAUUACUGCAGAAUUCACAUCUUGGUGCCCCAGCAGAGCAUCACUGGAGCUCCCUCCCUCAGUGAGACUCAGGGCCAGCUCAGGCCUGGCCCCUGAGCGCAGGGAUUUGGUCCAUCUUCCCAAAGUGAACCUUUCUCUCUGGGAAGGGCUAACACAGAGCUCCUGUGAGUUUUGAGGAAGCAGCACCUUUUUGUCUCUUUCUUUGGGAAACAAUUAACCCAUGACUAUUAACAAUGACCACAACAGGUUGUGUGUAUUUAGCUGAAAGAAUGAUUUCUGGCAGGAUCUUACCUGCAGAAACCAUAUCCUACUGCAGCUUUGGAGCACUAACUUCAGGAAGGAAAUUAAAGUGUCCCUGUUUACCUCUCAGAAGUUCUUCUGUUUGAGUACAAUAGAAGAGAAAUUGGAAAAAAAAUGUAGUAAGAACUUUAAAUAAUUUUAUUUUUAAAAAUGUAUUUAUUUACAUGCCAAAACUGUACAAUAUGCAAUCAAAAAUCAACAUAUGGUUUAAAAAAAA